Molecule: messenger RNA, 1447 nt
Organism: Microcebus murinus (gray mouse lemur)
Lineage: Eukaryota; Metazoa; Chordata; Mammalia; Primates; Cheirogaleidae
Source: RefSeq, a predicted model, not a curated record
AUCCCUCUUCCUGUUACAGAUAAGCCUGGCGCAGCCCUGCUGACCCCAGACCCUCCUCCCUCACCACCCUCCAUGUCGGAGAAUCAAGUCCCCAAGACCCCUGCGCUGCCCCUCCAUCCCGUAAACACCCCCAGCCCCCGCCCCCCGUCUCGCCCAGCCCGCUGUUCCCCAAGUCCCCAUCCCAGCCUAAAUCGUGCCUGCAGCAGGACAGCCCCAGAGGCCAGCGCGCAUCCAUGAGGCGGGGGGCGCGGCUCGGCCCCGCCCCCGCCCUGCAACUUGACCCGGGCUGCGACCCCCGGCUCUGACGUCUCGGAAAAUUCCCCCCUGCCCAGGCCCUCGAGGGAGGGGGUGCAUGGUAUGAAAUGGGGCUGAGACCCCCGGCUGGGGGCAGAGGAACCCGCCAGAGAGCACUCCCCGAGAGCAUCCAUGGACUUGUGGAGCUGGGAUGAAGCAUCACCACAGGAAGUGCCUCGCGGGAACAAGCUGACAGGGCUGGACGGAGCUGAAUUCGGCUUCUAUUUCCCGGAUCUGGCGCUCCAAGGGGACAUGCCAACAGCAGAGACUAGCUGGAAAGGGUUCCCGCAGCUGGACUGGGACUCCGCGUUCCUGCACCCAGAAGCGCCAUGGGGGGCGGAGCCCGCUCCUCAGCUUCUUCCGUGCUCCGGGGACUGGACAGACCUGGCGUGCGCCGCCUCGGACCCUUGGAGCCGCGUCUGCGGGACCCCGGACCCCGCCCCUCCCUGCCCGGGCCCCGCCCCGCUCUCUGGCUCCGGAGGGGCGGCGGGCCAGAAGUGUGCCACCUCGGCGGGGGGCGCCCCCUCGUGGACGCGCGCCCAGGCGGCCAGGGGCGCCACCCGCUGGGACUGUUCGGUCGGCCCCGACGGUGCCACCUACUGGGGCAACGGCCUGGACCCGGAACCGCGCGCGGACUAUGCCCUUUCGUGGGCCGGGCCCGCGGGCGCGGACUGCACCGCCUGCUGGAGCCCGGGGCUGCACGCGGACUGCACCGCCUCUGCGAAGGGGUACCGGGGCUCCGCUCUCGCCACGUCCUCCGAACCGGGCCAGCAGUCGGACCGUGCCGCUUUGGCUCGUUACCCCAAAACUAACCAGCGAGGUCCCAUCCAGCUGUGGCAGUUCCUCCUGGAGCUGCUCCACGACGGGGAGCGUAGCAACUGCAUCCGCUGGACGGGCAACAGCCGCGAGUUCCAGCUGUGCGACCCCAAAGAGGUGGCUCGGCUGUGGGGCGAGCGCAAGAGGAAGCCCGGCAUGAAUUACGAGAAGCUGAGCCGAGGCCUGCGCUACUACUACCGCCGCGACAUCGUGCGCAAGAGCGGCGGGCGCAAGUACACGUACCGCUUCGGGGGCCGAGUGCCGGGCCUAGCCUGUGCGGACCGCGCGGGGGGCGGACAGGGAGCAGACACACAAUAAAAGUAUCCGGAUAAAACUC